Messenger RNA from Cornus florida, 2468 nucleotides. RefSeq lists its product as uncharacterized. NCBI's taxonomy places the organism in Eukaryota, Viridiplantae, Streptophyta, Magnoliopsida, Cornales, Cornaceae. The record is from RefSeq and is a predicted model, not a curated record. Bases 1146 to 2033 code for a protein of 295 amino acids. The transcript has 8 exons.
AUAUCCACUCAAAUGUGAAGAGUGCAAAGUUGAAUUAUUAUUGGAAAAUCAACACCAUACCAUACUUAGCAGCUACUAUUAAUAUAAGUAGAGAAAAAAAUAAAAAGAAAAAGUUGGAGGAGGGUGGAGGGUGCACAAUUAUUGGCAUCAAAUGCUUAUUGGGAUUCGCACUUUUGAAGAAUUCCAAGAUCUGCACAAUCACAGUUUCAAUUAUACCGAAAUGAAAACACACACUCACACACAGUCACAGCCAUUGCAUAGCCCCCACUCCUUUCCCCCUUCCCUGCUUCCCCAUUGGUGUUUUUAGAGAGAGAAAGGUAGAGAGAGAAAGAGAGGGCGCUAAAAACCAAAAGCAAAAGUAGUAGUAGUGAUGAGGAGUAAAAGGCAGCGGAACCAAUUAGGGCUCCGUCGGAAAGUUUUUGCCAUUUAGAAAGGUAACCCGUCUUUUCUCUCUCUCUCUACUCUACUCUACUCUCUCUGUAUUACUGCUGUAUAUCUCCAUUUCGUGGGCCUAGGUUUUCUUUGGGUUCCAGGUGGGAUGAAUAUACUGGGAGCUUUAAUGCUGUGAAGUUUGGAGUUGUGCGUACUGUAAUUGGAUCGAUUGGGGACUUAGUUUCUCGACUUUUGGAGUUUUGGGUGCGAUUCGGUGCUGGGUUUGAAUGCUCUUCUUGAGUUUCUACUUUUGGUCAUUGUUGUCUGGUGGUGUGUGUGGUUAGGGGUUUAGACAGGUGACGUGUUCUGCUAUUUUGUGGAUAUGCCUCAAUCUGUUGAGCUGGGGAAUCUAGGGUUUUGAUUGAAUCCUUUGGUUUGGGCGGAAUUUUGGUGUCUGGUCUUUGGUUAUGGCAAUUUCAAUAUUGCAUCUAUGGGGGUGAAGCUCGAAUCUUUGUUGGUAUAAAUUCUAGGGUUUCUAUAGUGUAAGGUGAACUUUUGGAAUCGAGCAGUGCUUUGAUAAGGGGAGGGAUAUAGGAAUUCUUCUCCCAUAUGUUUUUUUUUUUUUUUUUGAAAUGAGGCGGUGGAUUUACGCUAUGUAAGUUUCACAAGGCGUUGCGGACUCUUUGUUAAUUUUUCUUGAACUUGAUAUUCUGUGGGAUAUUGGGUUUUUGAAAAUUUUCUGGGUUUGCUAUGUUUGUGGAAAAUUAGUGAAAAUGACAGCUCAAUCGAACACGGGUUUUCGCUUUGACGAAUCAUUUGGCUCUGCUUUGACUCGACACGCGAUAUCAUUCCAGUCAGGUGCAAUCAACAGCACGUCAGAGAUGAUGCCCAUGGGGAAUUUCUAUGCGGUAAAUAGUACAGCAGGCAUGAUGUUACCAGGAAAUUCCAACAUAAUUAAUAACAACCCAGGAAUGACUCAUGCCGGGAAUUCUUCUGGUUCUCUGCUUCUUGAUUCAGGGCUCAAGCAUGACACUGGUUUAGCUGUGGAGUGGUCCCCUGAGGAACAGUACAAGUUGGAGGAAGGCCUUGACAAAUAUGCUGAUGAACCCAGUAUUAUGAGGUAUGUCAAGAUUGCAGCCACACUGCGUGACAAAACUGUACGUGAUGUUGCUCUGAGGUGUAAGUGGAUGACGAGAAAGAGAAGGAAACACGAAGACCAAAAUGUGGGGAAGAAAGUGAAAGAUAGGAAGGAUAAAUUAGCGGAAUCAUCCUCAAAUAUAUCAGCUUCACCGUUAAACAUGGCUGCAUAUCCCAUUUUCAUGCCCCAUCGGGACCAUAGCGAACAUAUGCCUUGUGAAGCAUUAAGUGGCACAACAAAGCGUCUUUUGGAACAAAACCAUCAAGUUCUUGGUCAAAUUUCGGCUAAUCUUUCUACACUGAAGUUGCGGGAUAAUAUCGAUCUCUUCUUUUGCUCGAGGAACAACAUUGCUGCCAUCCUAAAUGACAGCAUGAGGGAUAUGCCUGGCAUAAUGAGUCAGAUGCCACCACUGCCUGUAUCAAUAAAUGAGGAUCUUGCAAAUAGUAUUUUUCCUAAUACAAAUCAGACAAUGAUGUUUGGGUCAUCAAGUGCAAUUCAUCUGAAGCAGGAGCCUGGAUGUUGAUUGAAAAUUAUUGAGGUCGAGUUUGGCUUUAUCUGGUCUGUGUAAGUACAAAAAAAAAAAAAAAAAAAAAAAAAAAUCUUCUGUAAAUGCGUAAGAAGCUGGUAGGAGCACUUUCUUCCUUUUGUGUACAAACAUACUCAUCAGACAUGUUGGAUCCCACGAUGAGAAACUUGUAGAGAUCAUGUUAUUUUUGGAAGCUGAAAGGUUGACAUCACCAGAUAGCGAAUCCAAGCACCAGUUAAUAAUAAUGCACAGAACCAUCUUCUUCGAUCUUCUGUUGGAUUCUGGGGAGUAAUCCUAGUCUCUCCCUCAUCUCUUGUAGCUAAAUGUUGAGUAAGAGUAUUUUUAUGUUGUAUAAAUUUAUGAGACAAAAAGAAACCUUGGAGUGGAUAGUUUGUUUGGUGCUUGAUAGAUUUAUCCAUCUUGUUAGAGUGC